AUGGCGGCAGCCAGCGAAUUUCCGACAGAACUGGCGACCCGUCCUUUGGGUCUCACAGCUCUUAUGGGACUUGAUAUUAAUCAAAAACCUUUGCACAAAGCUAUCUGGGAGUCUUUUUCUGUGAACAGGCAUCCUGAGAGAGUUCCACUAUCUUUCAGACUUUUACCAAUUGAUCACGAAUUUCCCAAAGCAAAAUCAAAGGUGAGCUUUCCUAUCGCUUUUAAGUGUAGUUACUCUUAAAUCCUUUGAUUACGUGAAAUUCUUCUUAUUUUGGUUACAUUUAAGCUCUUUCAGUACAGUGGAAGCUCACCCUUUAAACCCGAACAUCAGUAUGAAUAUUCUCCAUACUUUUCCCAAUACUUUCCUAAGAUAACAAUCAAGAACUGUAGUUGGUGAUCAUUUCCUUUAUUCUCUUUAUAAAGAAAGUUCUAUGAGUGAUUUCCACAAAAUCCACAAAAUCAUCAAAGAGUUAAUCACAAAUCAAUUGUACUCCUUUUUUUUUCCAAGGAAGCAUUCUCUUGCUUCCUUGAGUUCUGACUCUCUCAAACCUUUCCCUCCAAAGAUUUCCUUAGUAAUUCUCUGUACUGUCUGGCGUACAAUUCUUAGGAUGUUAGUUCAGAGAAUCUGGAAUUGGAUCAACUAAUGAUCCUCUAAUUUUUUUUUUUUUUUUUUUUUUUCUCAUCACUUGUCUGUCUGAUAUUGCAUUGAAAUUUUAGAAGUAAGUUCUGUCCCUGUCACUCGUGGGAUUUGAAGUGUUAAGAGAACCUUUAUCUUUGUAGGUGUGCAUGGGGUCUCAGUAACAUUUUCCAUAAGUGAGGGCAGACACAGCCAUGAGUGGGGUCACUAACAUUGAAAAUCUUAGCAGAUAGCCAUAGGAAUGUAAUACCUCACAGAAGCAGUAGGCCUCCUGUAACCAGAGUUACUUAGACCUCUGCUUAUGCGAGUAUAUGCUGGCUUUUUAUCACUGAGUCUUGUUUCCUUGUAGCGGUCUACCUAUGAGUGGUACAUACCAAAGGGUAUCUUGAAGACAAAAUGGAUGCACAAACAUCUUUAUCUCUCUCCUGCUGUGGUGGUCAUGUUUUAUGAGUUGGAUUGGGAUGACGUUCAGUGGAAAGACAGGCAAACUGAAUGUGCUUCAAAACUAGAAAGAGUCAGGUAAUAACAAGAGAGUGAGAAUGUUAUCUUACCCCUCUAUAACAGCGAACUUUAAUCAGCACUAAUGACAUGACUGAAAAUUAUUAAUAAGUAUUAUGACAAGUGUGGUUUGAUUUUUAGACAAGAGGGUUCCAUUGUAUAUAUUGAUUUUUAUGACAUUGUACAACUCAGAAACUUUAUUCCACGCUCUCUAAUGGAUACACACACAGAAUAAUAUAUCAAACUAACACAUAAAUUUGAGCAAAAAACAAUUGUUUAAUAAACAAAAGAAAAAGACUUUUGUCCAAUCAUCAGCUUAAUUAACAAUUCCUGUGAUUUAGAGUGCUAUUCAAAUAACAACCAUGAAAUACGUUUGUCAUAACAACAGUAAGUGCUCUUGACACUCUGGAAACCUCCUUCUUUACCAAGCGACAAUCAGAUACUUGUAAGUUAUAAUAAGAACAUUACAACCUUUGAAGUUGUUACUUUCGAACUUAUCAGCUCAUUGAAUGCAAAAAAAUAUAACCAGUACAAUGAAUAAUUUUGUAUUCUAUAACUUCAAUCUUGCAUAUUAAACCAUUCAAAGCAAUCUUUUCAUUUCUGAGCAGAACCAGUCUUCAAGACCAGAACACUAAGGUUGCUGUGGUUCUUAUCCAAAAGAAUGCUCCUCUUCCUCCAGGUAAACAUCAAUAAAUACAUAGAAGUCAGAAGAUGAUGUUAUUAAGUAGAGAGUUUUAGAUCCAUGUUUAGUGUUUUCAUGCUAACGUCAAACCAUAAGUGACUGCCAGGUCUAUCUUAAAAAUCUGCAAGAGGCAUUACAAUGAGAGUUACAUGUCAUUUAUUGAGCUAGGCAUGGGCUGGAAAAAGGGGAAAAACUGCACCCAAAGUGUUGAGUAUGACCCAAGAGUGGUGUCUGUAAUCAAGGUCAAGGGCACAGUUUCUUCCCACAUAGAAAAACAUGAUUGUAAAACUGUAUUUUAACAAGCUGGACCAGUGACUAGAGUACAAUUAGCCAAUCAAAGUCAAGAAUUUAAGAUUCUAGCCUGUUGACAUGCUUCAGAAAAAAAAUAUGUUAUUUCAUAUUAGUUCCUGUAUCCAAAGAUUUGAGUACCCUUCAUGGAGGAAAUUUUUGCUAUUAUAAUGAAUCACAGGUGAUGAUUUACAAGCACUAGAGAGGGCAGCAACACUGUGCAGUGCAUGUGACCUGUCAGCCAAAUCAUUGUUUGUCCUUCCACAUACAGAUCACUUGAUUGGCUACACAAUUAGGUAUUUGACGAACAAAAUUUAUCAUUUUAGAUUGAUUUUGAUGAGAUUGGUUUUCAUUGAGUUUGCAGUUGAAUGUAAAAGCCCAACCUUUGUCAAAUAUAGGAAAAGAUUUAUUUAGUAAGAGUUUCAUAUUUUUUCUAUUGUAUUUAUUGUAGCUGAUCAAGAAAAGUUACAAAACAGGACACAAUAAAGACUAAGUUAGUUAGAAUUAUUUGGAAAAAGUGACAGUGAAGUAGAAAGAAAUUGAAAUUGAAGCUUUUACAUGAGUAAGCCUCAGACUCUAUUAACCCUUUAACUCAGUCUCAAGAUUUCAUUAGUAAUUUUCUUUACUGUCUGCCAUACAAUUCAUAUGAUGUUUGUGUGGAGAAUUUGGAAUUGGAUCAACCAAUAAUCCUCCACUGGAUAUUUUUUCUUUAUUCUCAUUACUUGUCUGCUUGAUAUUGUACUGAUGUGUGAGGAGAAAUUUUGUCUUGGUCACUGGUGGGACUUAAAGGGUUAAACUAACUUUAGACUCACUACAAGUUGUUUAGUUACUUACAUGGGAUGAGAAUGUUUUAAAAAUAAGGGAAUAUCUAUCAGAAAAUCAGAUGUUAUCAGCAUUUAUCAAGACUUUCCCAAGAGAGUUAACAGCCUCUCUAUUGAUUUGUGUUUUCAUCUGAUUAACCCUUUAACUCCCAGAUCAAAUUUGUAAUUCUCCUUACUGUCAACCAUACAAUUCUUAUAAUAUUAUUUUGGAGAAUUUUUGAUCAGAUCAACUACUUAUCCCCAAAUUGAUAUUUUUCUUUAUUCUCAUCUCUAAUCUAGUUGAUAUUGUAUUGAUAUUGUAAGGAGAAUUUCUGUCUUGGUCACUCAUGGGAGUUAAACAGUUGAAUGAUCAUAUUACAAGUUAUCGUAGUCAUUCAUGGGACAUGAAAUUCAUGCCUCUUCAAAAUAAAAAGGAACAGGUUUGAAACUUAUGAGAUAAAUAUUUUUCUUCUUCUUUUUUUUUUAAGGCUGGAGAAUGCUUUUUUUAUGAUUUAG
This is a messenger RNA of Pocillopora meandrina, 3420 nucleotides long. The record is from the annotation of a GenBank genome assembly. NCBI's taxonomy places the organism in Eukaryota, Metazoa, Cnidaria, Anthozoa, Scleractinia, Pocilloporidae.